AUGAAGCUGGAAGCCAGUUGUGCCGCCAGCUCAGAGGUCCCUAAGCCUGAAAAGGAGGCCGAGCCAGAUGCGGAGCCACAUUCAGACACCCGGCCACAGGAGGCGGCGGCCAAGUCCAGAUCUAGAUCCCGGCCUGAGGAUAAGGCCGAGCCGUUGGACUUCGUGGGCACAGAACGGGAGUUUGAGGAGGUGCUGGCCAUCUCUGGGGGCGUCUACGGUGGCCUCGACUACCUUCCCAGCCGCUACCACAGCCGGCUCCGGGAUCCCGACGGCACCGUGGUGCUGGCCCAGCAUAACGGAGUGAUCGCGCUGGAGUCGGUGCACGUGAUCGACGCCCAGGAGACCGUGCUGGUGCGGGGGCUGCGCGUGGCGUCCUGGGAGCGCGGCAAGGGCGUGGCGCGACAGCACCCGGGGGUCAAGGUGGCACAGGUCACCCGGGACGACCAGCUGGGCCCCCGGGAGCUGAAGAAAUACCGCCUAAUCACCAAGCAGAGGCGCUGGGCUCUCCAGGCCUCCGCGCCCACCCUGCGCUCACCCUUGAACCCCGCGGCGCUGCGAGUCUCCGGCACCUUCUCGCGGCUGCCCACCGAGGUCGAGUCGGAGGCUGGUGGCGACGUGGCACGCCUCCUGCUGUCGCCCUCCGUGCAGCGCGACGAGCUUCCGGGCGGGACCAUCAUCCAGGACUGGCAGCCCUACCGGCCGAGGGAGAGCAACCCGCGCCUGCUGGCGGCCAAGGGCCUGGAGUGGCGCGUGGACAGCCGCGCGUGCCCGCGCGUGCUCACUCUGUGCACGCGCCUCUUCCCCAUCCUGUCGGGCGGUGACUGCACGUGGCGCUACCUCAACAUCAACGCCUUCGGCAGCGAUGGCGUGCAGGUGCAGAGCCAGCUUCUGUGGCACCUGCAGCGCUAGGCCCCGCGCCUCGCCGGCCUCAUCGUCCUGUGCCAGCUUUUCCUAGAGCCCCAGUUAUGGUCACAGCUGGCUGACUUCUGCCAGGCCGGCUUGGGGCUCGAGCAGGCCAAGGGUUAUACAGAGCAGUACCUGCUGGAGGCCGACAGCUAG
Molecule: messenger RNA, 1059 nt
Organism: Callorhinus ursinus (northern fur seal)
Lineage: Eukaryota; Metazoa; Chordata; Mammalia; Carnivora; Otariidae
Gene: NAT16
Product: N-acetyltransferase 16 (putative)
Source: RefSeq, a predicted model, not a curated record